AAAAGUAAAAAGUUCUCUUAAAAAGAAAAACAGUGGUCAAAUUCAGGUUAGGCAGCAUCUUCACCAUUUCAGGAAACAUGGGGCACCCAGGAAAGCUGCAGAGGGCAGACCACCGGAGAGAUGAUUUGUAAAACAAAAGGACCCUUGCAAAUAUUUUAUUUAUUUAUUUAUUUAUUUAUUUUAUUAUUUGAUUUAUAUCCCACCCUUCCUCCCAGUAGGAGCCCUUGGACACUUCAAAAGCAAGGCAAGAACAACACUAGCUGUCUAAGGAAUCGCUCAGAAAGCCAGGGCUGACGCUUGGGUCAAAAGAGACAGCAUCUUUGCACGGCUGCGUAAUGUCUUUCCUUCUCCAAUAUUGCAUGAUACCUCAUCCUCUUCCAGUGGAGAUUUGACCUCUUCCUUAGCAGAGUAUACAGUUCCCAAGAAGGCUUCUUCUCUUUCCUGUCUUAUUUUAGAAGUUAAGCACAACUUGUAAUAGUACCAAAUGGAGCCAGAUGAGCCUUUCUCUAUUAGAGGCAUAAAAGCCUUCCUUCGCUGCAUGGACGGGAGGACGACUUACUCCCCUUCCCGUCUGAAGGAAGCGAGCGCCAGGAGCGCUCGGAGAACUGUUCGAGGCGAGGCGCUCCUGAGAGCGCGCGGAAAGGCAUCUCGAGCUGGUGCUUUUGAUCUGCAGCGUCGAAGCGAUGGCGCUUCCAGGCCCGCCGGCUCAAGGGGGCGGGCGACAGGGAGGAGCCGCCCCGGCGGUGUUUGGAAAGAGCCGGGCAGGAAUGCGACGCGGGGAGAAGUACCAAACUCCGUGAAGGAGCGGCUGAGUUCUGAAGAGAGGCUGCCCGGAGUCAGACGUAAAGGCGCAGGCGAGAGGAUCGUGGACUGGGAUCACCCAAAAACCAGGAUAAUGACUACCACUCUAGUAGUGACACAGCACAUUUUGAGAGAAGACAGGGGGACAGAGGGGAGUUGUCUCCUGUACGGAUCCACUGCAUCUGAGAUUACUGAAGAAACUGAAUAUAUAAAACAGAUUAGAUCCACCCUAGCAAAAGUUCAGCCUCUGCUGUGUAAAAAUGAAUCUAGUCAUGGGCUUGGAAAUGUCACACUGGAUUCAAAGCCACGUUUUGAAGAAUCUGAAUUGGGACCCAAUGAAGACACCCUUGCCUCCAGCUACCAGGAGACGGUGGAAAAAAUGAAAAAAACAGAACAAGAACUGUCACGGGUGAACAAAGAAAAUGAAAUGUUGAGUCUCAAGCUUGACGCUUCAAGAGCAGCCGGCGUGGAGGCUGUGAAGCAUGGCUCGCGUAAACUCCAGGAGGAUUACAACAAGCGCUCUGAAGAUCUCAAGAAAAGGCAAGAAGAGACCAUUCACAUAAUGAAGGCCCGCAAGCUUGAGCAAGAACAAAAAUUAAAGCAAAGCACAGACAAUCUCAGUCGGCUGAACGUGCAGCUCCAUGAAAAGUAUGGCCGGAUUGAAGAACUCGAGAAACGAGUGCAAAGGAUGGAAGAGGAGAAGAAAACAUUGAAAGAAAAGAAACAGUUUUUAAAGCAGAGGCUGCACCAGAUGAUGUCAAAUGCUGAAAAUCCCAAAAGCUGUGUGGAAGUUCAGAAAGAGAUCUCUACGCUUCAGGAGCAAAUUAGCCACUUGGACCAUGUGAUCCAUUCUCAGCAUCAAAACUUACACAAUGUGAUUCAGCAGAUUGAAGAAUUGAAUAAUGAACUCAAACAUCAAGAUGAACGAAUAGAAGGCCUAAAAGAAAAGAUUGAGAUACUCCAAGCAAAGAACAAAGAAUUGAAGUACAAAGUGGAAUUCUACUCUGGCCAGUCAAAACCAAAGGCCUCCAAAGCUGUUUUGGCAAAAAUUGUUGGAGGUUCACCAUACACCAUGAUAACCAGAGCAUCCCUAUGAAGCAUAGACCUUUUUAACUGAUCUGUCGGAAGGAUGCCAUUUUUGUUGACUUCCUUUCAUGGAUUACUGCAGCUGUGCUUGAAAUACUCUGUGUAAGAAAAGUCUUUCAUGUGUGGUCUUCUGGUAGCACUGAUGGAAUCCCAGGAUGGCCUUCCAUGGAAGAAGUCGAAUCAGAGGACACGUAGGAGCUGGGCUGUGGGGAGGUUUAACUCUUUAUUUAUUUAUUUAUUUAUUGACACUUUACUGUAGUAUUGUGGUUCUUCCCACCAGUGAUGAGCAUGCACUGCCUUCAGGACUGAUUAAUCCAAACAGAAUAAAUUUCAGAAAACUGU
This is a messenger RNA of Rhineura floridana, 2229 nucleotides long. RefSeq names its product coiled-coil domain containing 68 (gene CCDC68). The transcript is spliced from 12 exons. Lineage: Eukaryota; Metazoa; Chordata; Lepidosauria; Squamata; Rhineuridae. The coding region runs from base 485 to 1897 and encodes 470 amino acids. The record is from RefSeq and is a predicted model, not a curated record. Gene Ontology annotation, biological process: intracellular signal transduction. Gene Ontology annotation, cellular component: intracellular anatomical structure.